Molecule: messenger RNA, 210 nt
Organism: Morchella importuna
Lineage: Eukaryota; Fungi; Ascomycota; Pezizomycetes; Pezizales; Morchellaceae
Exons: 4
Coding region: 1-210 (69 amino acids)
Source: RefSeq, a predicted model, not a curated record
AUGCUCAGGGUGCACUCGAGGCAGUUUGUAUCAAUUUUUGUUCUCCUUAUGUACGAUCUAAGGGUUGAUUAUCUUUGUUGUGUUGCACAUAGGAGCUUAAGGAGCUUGAUGGGAUUUGAUAUUAGGUGGAGCCAACUCCGGAAUGAUAACAGCACUGGUCAGUAUGACAGUAUCGAAGCUACAGAGGGGAGAAUGAAUAAAUGUGUUUAG